GGUAAUGAAGAACUCGUUUUCUUAAUUCCCAAGUUGUGAGAGCGAGAGAGAUCUGAGCUUGGCUAUCACUGAAAUCAGUUUCUGAAUUCUGGGUUUGCAAUGUCGACGCCUGCUGAAUUCUAUCAGUCACUCCCACCCAUAAGCAAGGCUUACGGGACCAUCUGUGUAGUGGCAACUGCGGCCUUUCACUUGGGGCUUUAUGAUCCUCGAACAAUUGCAUUAUUAUAUGGACCAGUAUUUUCACAGUUCCAGGUGUGGAGGUUGAUUACAAAUUUCUUUUUCCUCGGGAAGUUCUCUGUCAACUUUGGAAUUCGCCUUUUAAUGAUAGCAAGAUAUGGAGUUCAACUUGAGAAGGGACCAUUUGAACGGCGUACUGCUGAUUUCUUGUGGAUGAUGAUAUUUGGAGCCUUGACACUAUUGGUUUUAUCCGCCAUCCCAAUGUUUUGGUCUCCAUUCUUGGGGAUAUCUCUUGUGUUCAUGCUUGUUUAUGUCUGGAGUAGAGAAUAUCCAAAUGCUGUUAUCAACUUAUAUGGCCUCGUCCAACUUAAGGCAUUUUAUUUCCCCUGGGCGAUGCUUGCUUUGGACGUCAUCUUUGGUUCACCAAUUUGGCCAGAUCUGCUGGGGAUCAUUGCUGGACAUCUGUACCACUUCUUGACCGUGUUGCAUCCAUUGGCAGGUGGAAAGAACAUAUUGAAGACUCCAAGAUGGGUACAUAAAAUAGUUGCAAGAUAUAGGAUAGGUGCUCCUCCACCAACAAGCCGAUCCCAACCUACUGGCGCUGCUGCUGCUGCUCCUGGUACUGGUGCGGCUUUCAGAGGGAGGUCUUAUCGACUUAAUGAUUAAUUGGUCUGUCAGAGAGCUGAGACACCCCCAAUCAUUUCAACAUUCUCAGAAUCUUUGCUGAAGGCGAAACUAACAAGCAAAAAUGAUGCCGUUUGGUGAUAGCGCUCUUAACUGUUGCAUAUGUAGCAAAACUUUUGUUUUCCCUCCUUGAGGAUUCAUUUUCAUAAAUUGUUAAACUUGUGAAGAGAAAGGAAUUGCUUUAGACAUAGCUUAUAAUAUGAGUUACUCAGAACAGAUAUUGAAUGAAUGCAGGAUCUUGUAGAGGAAAUAUUUUGAAUCAUUCAUGGUUCAAAUUUUAGAUA
This is a messenger RNA of Fragaria vesca subsp. vesca, 1145 nucleotides long. RefSeq names its product derlin-1-like. Lineage: Eukaryota; Viridiplantae; Streptophyta; Magnoliopsida; Rosales; Rosaceae. Gene Ontology annotation, biological process: endoplasmic reticulum unfolded protein response. The record is from RefSeq and is a predicted model, not a curated record. Gene Ontology annotation, molecular function: ubiquitin-specific protease binding; misfolded protein binding. Bases 100 to 843 code for a protein of 247 amino acids. Gene Ontology annotation, cellular component: endoplasmic reticulum membrane; Hrd1p ubiquitin ligase ERAD-L complex. The transcript is spliced from 7 exons.